AUGUUGCCGUCAUACACAACGAAUCGGUUCAAUGGUUCGCGUUCGUACAUUCCCGAGUACCUGCGGCGCAUAAUCCACUACCCCCAGAUGGACAUUGAGUACACCUUCUGCUACCGAACAACGUCGUGGCGCAAACAAACGAAGAAUCAGUGGGCCAGAGACGAUCCCGCAUUCAUCGCCAUCCUGGUGCUGUUCAUGGCCGUGGCGGCCAUCGCCUACUCGGUCGCCUUCAACGCCUGGAACCCGGUGACCCUCCUCCGCAUCAUGUUCUGGGCCGCCUUCAUCGAGUUCCUCGGCCUCGGCCUCGCCACCGCCACCCUCGGCUGGUUCGUGGCGAACAAGUAUCUGCGGGUGCAGUCGCUGCACGCCGUGGACCAGAAGGUGGAGUGGCUCUACGCGUUCGACGUCCACUGCAACUCCUUCUUCCCGCUGUUCGUCGUCCUCUACGUGCUCCAGUUCUUCCUGCUGCCCCUGAUCCUCGGCACGGGCUUCUUCUCCACCGUCAUCGCCAACUCCAUGUACGCCUUCGCCUUCUCCUACUACUUCUACGUCACCUUCCUCGGCUACAACGUGCUCCCAUUCCUGCACCACACGGUGCUGUUCCUGUACCCGAUCGGGGCGGUGGGGCUCUUCUACGUGCUCUCGCUCCUCUUCCGCUUCAACUGCUCCGUCUUCGUCAUGAACUACUACUUCGGUUGA
Molecule: messenger RNA, 699 nt
Organism: Acanthamoeba castellanii str. Neff
Lineage: Eukaryota; Discosea; Longamoebia; Acanthamoebidae
Exons: 5
Coding region: 1-699 (232 amino acids)
Cellular component (GO): Golgi membrane
Source: RefSeq, a predicted model, not a curated record